CCGGAGCUGACGCGUCUUCCUGGGGCGGUGCAGCCGGGGAGGCGGCUGGGCCGGGUGCCUUUCCAAAAACCUGGGGUGGUAUCCGGGUCCCGGACAUCAGGAUCUUGUUGGCUUGGGGUUGCAAUCCGGGCGAGCCAUGGUGGUGCUGAAGGGGACAGAUCCUGGCGGUGCAAGAGGAGGCGGCCACCAGGAGCAACCAGGAGCCCCCCUAAACCAGCCCUAUGGAAGGAUCGAGGAUUGUCUCCCGCCGCUGGCCAGCCCCACCACCAAGAGGUUUUCCCCGGCGAAGCGAAAGCAGUACUACAUCAAUCAAGCCAUACGCAACUCGGAUCUCAUCCCCCGGGCCAAAGGGCGCAAGAGCUUGCAGCGCCUCGAGAACACACGUUAUCUGAUGACUCUCCUGGAGCAAGACGAAUGCACAGGGGAAGACGGGGAGAUCGUGCAUCCGGCCAAUCCGAGCAUCUUCACCGAAGCCUGCAACAACAAGACGUACGUCAAGAUUUGGAACGACUUCAUGAACCGCUCCGGCGAGGAACAAGAGCGGGUUCUCUUGUAUCUGGAAGAGGAGGCAAAGAAGAAGCAGAAGAGCAAACUGGCCGAAAAGGCAGAUGUCAAGUGGAAAGAACACGCCGCUUACACCCCGCAAGAGUGCUUCCAGCGCAUCAGCCGGCGCCUGAGGACCACGCUGAAGCGGAGCCGUAUCCCGAUGGGGACCCUGGAGUGCUUCGAAGAUGAGCUAUUGGCCUUUUUCUCGACCAGCCCUCGUUCCGUCUACACGGCAAUGAUGGACAACAGCUUCGAACGGCUUCUCCUUCACGCCGUCUGCCAAUACAUGGACCUCGCUUCUGCCAGUUCUGACUACGAAGGGAAACGCCAGAUGAAAGUUAGCAACAAGCACACCAUCUUCCUGCCUCCGGAUCCGCUUCUUUCGACUUACCUGGAGCAAAUGAGCUGAUGGCGGUUCCGGGUUGUCUUCCGGGGGUCCGCCGCCCCCCCCCCCGCUUUGAAAUUUCUGCUUCCGUUGGCUUUUUAAAAAAGUAUUUAAAGGCAAAUGAGUUUUGGCGGGGGAGGGCAUCUCUCAGCAGAGAUGCUGUUGGAAGAUGCUGUCUGUGGUUGCCUAGCAACCGCCUCCCAGCUCGGGUACCCGGAAGAUUGCAGGCUAGCCGAUGCUUUUCUUACCAGCCCCUCCCUCAGAGUAGGAGCCUCCUGGUCCAUUUCGGAGGCCCCGAUUCUGCCUGGGAAGUCCUGGAUGUGGGGGGCCCCCACCUCCAUCACCCCCAAACCAUGCAGAGCUUCGUUCACGACGAACCCCCAAAAUUGGAACCCCCUCAAAACUGGUGUAAAAGUUUUGCAGUCGGUUUUUGUGGGGUUUUUUUGCAGAGAACCCCCCUUUUUGCCGUGCCCCACAAACAGCCAUAGACCCACAAACCGGGGAGGGGGGUGUCACGGGGUCACCCCCAAACCCAAUGUCAUCAUAGCCGGACUAGGGCAAACGUUUGGUAGUGAAAACGCCCCACGUUUCGCAGCGCCCCAAAAAUGGAGCCAUAGACCCUUAAACUCAUUGGGGUUUUAGGGGGUGGCCCCC
Podarcis raffonei (Aeolian wall lizard) is the source of this 1585-nucleotide messenger RNA. It is a transcript of the gene R3HDM4, whose product is annotated as R3H domain containing 4. The transcript has 8 exons. NCBI's taxonomy places the organism in Eukaryota, Metazoa, Chordata, Lepidosauria, Squamata, Lacertidae. Gene Ontology annotation, molecular function: nucleic acid binding. The record is from RefSeq and is a predicted model, not a curated record. Bases 137 to 955 code for a protein of 272 amino acids.